CGAAAGAAAAUGGUAAAAUGGCUUCCUCAGUGGUAGCGUAUAGUUGCCGCUAUCACGCGCCUUUUAAGCAGCGUUUCUUAAGCUUCUCUCGCCUCAUCCUCCAUCACCGUCGCUUCUCGCCGUCGACUUCCAUCGUCGUCUCCGCCUAUUUCUCCGGCAAUCUUCCGAUUCUCAAUAACGUUUGGAAGGGGAACACUCGCUGUUUAAGGAUGGAGAGAUUUUGGAGUGACAGAGCAGUUAACAAGAAUAAAGAAAUGGUUAGGCAAUUACAUAAAUGUGGUAUCAUAAAGUCGGAGAGGGUUACAGAAGUUAUGGAGUCUAUUGAUAGAGCACUAUUUGUACCUCCAGGAACCCCUCCCUAUGUAGACAGUCCAAUGCAGAUAGGUUAUAAUGUUACUAUUUCUGCACCCCAUAUGCAUGCAAUGUGCCUCGAGUUGUUGGAGGGUCACUUAAAGCCUGGUAUGCACGUCUUGGAUAUUGGUUCAGGAACGGGGUAUUUGACAGCAUGUUUUGCAUUGAUGGUUGGGCCCCAAGGUCGUACUGUUGGUGUAGAGCAUAUUCCUGAAUUGGCAGCUUCCUCAAUUGAGAACAUAAAGAAAAGUGCUGUAGCUCAUUUAUUGGAGGAGGGUUCUCUUUCUGUGCAUGUUGGUGAUGGAAGGCUGGGUUGGGCAGAGCAUGCACCUUAUGAUGCCAUCCAUGUUGGAGCUGCCCCAGCAGAGAUUCCACCAGCAUUGAUUGAACAGUUAAAACCUGGGGGUAGACUUGUAAUUCCAGUCGGGAACAUUUUUCAGGACCUGCAAGUUGUUGACAAAAAAGAAGAUGGUUCGAUCAGUGUUCGCAGUGAGACUUCAGUUCGUUAUGUUCCAUUGACAAACCGAGAAUCUCAGCUCCAUGGACAAUGAAAUUAGGUAUGUGGUUGUUUUUCCCUGUAUAUAGUUAGUGUUCUUACACUGACACUAGCAGUUGCAUAAUGUGCAAAUAAAUUCAAAAACAUUAUGUAUUUCUCUGUUUCACCUUGAGAUAAUUAUGAUUUAUGAAGUAUAAUAAUAUAUGCUUCAAUCAAUUCAAGGAGAAUUCCUGCCUAUUAGUUGGCUUAUCCCA
Molecule: messenger RNA, 1101 nt
Organism: Impatiens glandulifera
Lineage: Eukaryota; Viridiplantae; Streptophyta; Magnoliopsida; Ericales; Balsaminaceae
Product: protein-L-isoaspartate O-methyltransferase 1
Exons: 4
Coding region: 18-902 (294 amino acids)
Biological process (GO): protein modification process
Cellular component (GO): cytoplasm
Molecular function (GO): protein-L-isoaspartate (D-aspartate) O-methyltransferase activity
Source: RefSeq, a predicted model, not a curated record